Molecule: messenger RNA, 2442 nt
Organism: Prorocentrum cordatum
Lineage: Eukaryota; Dinophyceae; Prorocentrales; Prorocentraceae
Source: the annotation of a GenBank genome assembly
GAAGACGAAUCCAGCCUGAGAGAGCUUCUCGAGAAAGACAAGCAGCGCGAAUACGAACGCAUUGAGAAGGAGAUGGGUGGAUUGAGGGAGAAGUUCGAGUCGGACGUGCGCAUCGAGGAGAACUGGACGAAACAGUUCAUGAUGGAGGUCGGGGGCAGCAGGGAGUGGAAGUGCGUGUUCAAGCCGGCCAUGGUGGCGCGGGCGUCUGCCUCCAGGAGCGCGCCGGCGGUCAGGAGAAUCUUCUUCGGAGCGACCGUGAAAGCACAGGGCCCGCCCGACGAGGGUCACUGGAUCAGGCUCGAGGACGACAGCUGGGCCCUGACAGAGGCGCCCGAGCACGGGCAGCUCCUCCAGAGGUGGUUCGGCGAGCACCAGCAGAGGUACCUGGACCUGCAGGCGAGGAUCGCCCAGAGGCGCGAGAACAGGAGCCAGACGUACGUUGACUACAAGAGGAAGCGGCAGGAGGUCAGUGAGUGGGAGAUACCUCCUGGGCCCACCGAGGACGAGCAGAGGGAGAUCGACGACGAGGAGUGCGAGGCAUUGAGCCACAUCCUCGAGCCCUUCCUGAGAGAGGUGAAGGAGAAGAAGGCCCGCCUGCGCGCGCUGCGCGCCGCCCGGCUGGCGGCCGCGGCGAAGCGCGCGCGCGGCAUGGGCGGCGGGGGAGCGCUCGCGGCCGGGCAGUUGCCAGCAGGCUUCCAGCUGGCGCCCGAGCGCCGGCCGGCGCCUGCCAGCGGCCAGGCAGCCCUGGCCCCUGCGGGCACGGCCGCGGUGGCGGCUGCGCCGCCUGCGGGGGAGUGGGAGCGCUGCAAGCGGCUGGGCGACGACGCCUGCCGCCAGGGAAAUUGGACCCGCGCGCUGGAGCUUUACGGGGAGGCGCUGGAGGCCGGCGGCGCGGCCCUGGCGCCCAGGCAGGAGGCCACCCUGCUGUCGAACCGGGCGCUGGCGCGGUCCAAGCUGGAGGACUGGGGCGGCAGCCUGGCGGACGCGGUGGCCGCCACCGCCCGCGACGCGAGCUGGCAACGGGGCUGGGCGCGCCGCUCCGCCGCAGAGCUGCGGCUCCAGAAGAGCCGCCAGGCGCUCGCGUCCCUCGCGCACGGCUUCGCCUGCGCCGGCGCCGCCACCGGGCAGCUGAUCCCCCUGGCCGCGGAGUUGGAGGCCGCGCUCUACGCGGAGGGGACGGACCCCAACGCGCCCGCGACCGCCAGGAGCGCCAGGAGCGAUUCCGCGCGAGCGGCAACCAGGCGUUCGAGGGCGGCGACCACGGUGUGGCUGUGCUGUGGUACACGAGGGCGCUCUACCAUAGAGCCGCAAUGGAGGGCAAGGGCGAGGCCGUCUUGCUGUCGAACCGGAGCGCGGCGCUGCUGCGGCUGGGCCUCCCGAGGGAGGCGCUGGCGGAUGCGUUGGCGUCUGCCGGGGUCGACGAGGGGUGGCCGCGGCCGCUGGUCCUCGAUCACCCCUCUCCGGCGUGGCCUCGCCGCCGCGAGGACUUCAAGUCCGCCUACCAGCACUUCGCCAGGGCCCGGCGCCUUCAGGCGCAGGGGGGCGCGCAAGGCGGCGGCGCCGCCGCCGCUGGCCUCAGCAGCUGCCUCGCCCGCAUGCUCAACUGGGAUUACCCGGCCGCGGCGAGGCGGUGGGCGAGAUUCUCGACCGGGAGAGGCCGCCGGAGUUGCUCCGUGUGUGGGCCUUGAGCGACGUGUUCUUCGACCAGCACGGCGCGCCCGAGUGGUGCAAGAGCUUGUCGUCCACGUUCUUCAGGGACGACGUGCUCAUGCUGGCUGGGAGAACUUGGCGGAUUCCCUGCCGAGCCUGAAGUUCGCCCUGACGGUGCUGAAGAGCAAGUUUCGCAGAGUCUUCUACGUGCCGGGGAACCACGACCUGUGGGUUCGCCGAGUGACGCUUGGAUCCAUCAUCAAAGGAGAAAAGGUGAAGGAGGAGGAGCGCACCAUGGUGGACUCCGUCUCCAAGCUCCUGGAGGUGCUGCAAGUGUGUGACGAGCUGGGCGUGGAGGUGGCGCCGGCGGAGGUCGCCGCCGGCGUGUUCGUAGUGCCAAUGUUCUCCUGGCACGACCGGGGCUUCAUGCCCGCCGCGAGGCGCAGGCAGCGUGCGGCCGUCAGCGACGCGGAGGCCAGCAUCCCUAUCGACGGCUGGAUCAGAUGGCCCUUUCCGGGCGGCCACGACGAUGCGUGGAAAUUCUUCAUGAUGAACGAGCCUGCCCUCCGUGCAACGCUGAUGGCCAAGAAGACCUUCGAGCGCCUCUCGGGCUCUGAGGCGAUCGUGCUCACGAUGACGCACUUUAUGACGCGCCCCGAGCUGGAGUUGGACUGGACGAUCCCGGGCGAGUGGAACUACGUUGGCUGCGACGGACUGGACUCGACGAGCAGAUCCGCGCGAUCGGCGCCACGGUUCACGUCUACGGGCGUGCGUGCGUGGGCAGUCAGGUGA